This is a messenger RNA of Lasiodiplodia theobromae, 693 nucleotides long. RefSeq lists its product as uncharacterized. NCBI's taxonomy places the organism in Eukaryota, Fungi, Ascomycota, Dothideomycetes, Botryosphaeriales, Botryosphaeriaceae. The transcript has 4 exons. The record is from RefSeq and is a predicted model, not a curated record. Bases 1 to 693 code for a protein of 230 amino acids.
AUGGCCACGCCUUCCGCGGACGAGGGCGCGGUCACCGGGGUGCUUAGCGACAAAGUCGCUAACGUCAUCGAUGACACCGGCCACGGUGAUCCACGCACGCCUACGCCCGAGGUCAACAAGAUUGAGGCAGAAAACGAUCAUCAAAUCACGUUGGCUCGUAUCGACAAUCUUCAGGUUGUCGUGGACUUGAUGGACGAUAUUCAGAAAAAGGAGAAGGAACACCAGGAAGCAAUCCUGGGCUAUGUUCAAAAAGAGAAGAAGCUGGAGACGGAAAAGGAAAUGGCACUGCGUGACAAUCAAAUUGCGUCAGGCCUACAGCACAACAGCCUUGAGGAAUCCAAGACGCUCGCGAAAGGGGCCAAAGAAUUACGCUUGAAGUGCAGCAACCUGCAACACAGCAAGUUCCCGGCAUUCCGCUUGCUUUCGAGAUGCGGAUUUUGCUGGUGGAGGACAUUCCACAUCAAUCAACUCUCAGCCGAAGAUGGUGGUCCAACUAUGGGCCGUCUGACUUUGAGAAACCCCAACUUUUUCGGUCGCGAUUCGGUCGACGCCAUCCGCACUCCGAAGGAACAGUCCGAUGCAACCGCUGCAUCGCCGCCAUCACCCUCGGACCACACGCCGCUGCAGUACUUUGUUCCAAACUGCACCAGCCUCAUGUACACAAAAGAAUGGGCAUUUGCUGUUGUCAAAUAG